This is a messenger RNA of Brienomyrus brachyistius, 3512 nucleotides long. Its product is annotated as glycerol-3-phosphate acyltransferase 4-like. The record is from RefSeq and is a predicted model, not a curated record. The coding region runs from base 829 to 2205 and encodes 458 amino acids. The transcript is spliced from 13 exons. Gene Ontology annotation, biological process: triglyceride biosynthetic process. Gene Ontology annotation, cellular component: endoplasmic reticulum. Lineage: Eukaryota; Metazoa; Chordata; Actinopteri; Osteoglossiformes; Mormyridae. Gene Ontology annotation, molecular function: glycerol-3-phosphate O-acyltransferase activity.
GUGUCCCCUCAGUCAGCUAGCUAACCACGGCUGUCUGUUAAACAGCGACGCUCGUUUUCCUAUCGUGAACGAGGGGUGGAAGCAACAUCUUCGCGUACCUCCGGUCCUUCCUAGUCUUUUUCUUAAUUGGCAGUUAUUUGCCGAACUGUCCCUUUUGUUUAACACGUCGUUAACGGGUUACUUUGCCGGGGUGGGUGUUAUCUUAGCAUUACCAGCCCAGUCGUCGAUAGCUGAGCGUUUCGUCUAAUCGGGAACGCCGCCUUUUAUCAGUUGGUGGAUACGUCGGAACACUAUUCCACGGUAAAACAAAGCCGGGAAGGUUCCAUCUUCUUUUUUUUUUCUUCAACUCCCUGUACGCUCCCAGCUCAUUUCACAGUUUGACUGUUCUACUGAUUUUUCAGUUUUACGUGCAGCUGGUACUCGGGUGGGGGAACAGUCACCUUUAAUACUUUGCUUUAACCUGCUCAUCAAUUACAUUAACAAAUCUGGAGAUGGCACACAUCGCACGGCAAGUUUUGAAAGGGCAUUUUUAGCUUUAAGGAAAAAGGAAGAAAAAAAUCUCAACCUCCAAGACCUGCUGCAGAAAAGUAGGAAAUAAAUAUCAGGGACCUCCAGCUGGUGAGAGCAGCACUUGGAAUGCUUGUCUCCAUGGAAACAGCGUUCCACACUUCUGGGGGAAGGAACCUUGUGUCAAAUAAGCAUUUAUGAAGGUUAAAUAGACAGUGGUCAUAGAGGGUUUGUAAAAAGUUAUUUUUUCUCACUUGAUCUGGGCUGCUUGGAAAAUAAAGAAUUCUUUCCUGUCAAGUGAAAAUUUAGCCAUCAUCCAGGAUGGGCUGGUUCCCUUCUCCCUUCGAUAAUUUGCUCUGCAUGCUCCUGGGCAUUUCCUUCACUGUGUGGUUCACCCUGCUGCUGGUCUUCAUCAUUGUGCCGGCCAUCUUUGGCGUGUCAUUUGGCAUACGACGCCUGUGCAUGAAGACGCUGAUUAAAAUCUUCAAGUGGGCCACUUUGAGGAUAGAGAGAGGAGCCAAAGAGAAGAAGCACCUGCUGUACAAGCCCUACACCAACGGCAUCAUCGCGAAGGAGCCCACCUCUCUGGAGGAGGAGAUCAAGGAGAUCCGCCGCAGUGGCAGCAGUCGGGACUUGGGUGCCGCCUCCCAGGAAUUUGAGCUGUCGGACAUCUUCUACUUCUGCCGGCGUGGCAUGGAGAGCAUCGUGGACGACGAGGUGACCAAGCGUUUCUCGGCCGAAGAGCUGGAGUCCUGGAACCUGAUGACACGCAGCAACUACAACUUUCAGUAUAUCAGCCUGCGACUCACUGUCCUGUGGGGGCUGGGAGUGCUCAUCCGCUAUGGCUUCCUGCUGCCUCUCAGGGUGACUCUGGCCUUCACUGGAGUGGGCCUCUUAGUGGUCCUCACCACCCUAGUGGGCUGCUUACCCAAUGGGAGAACGAAGAACUUCCUCAGUGAGAAGAUACAUCUGAUGUGCUACCGGAUUUGUGUGCGUGCCCUCACUGCCAUCAUAACGUACCACGACAGUGAGAACAAACCUAAAAAUGGUGGGAUCUGUGUUGCCAACCAUACCUCACCGAUUGAUGUGAUUAUCCUUGCCAGCGAUGGGUGUUAUGCAAUGGUCGGUCAGAUCCAUGGAGGGUUGAUGGGAGUCAUCCAAAGGGCUAUGGUGAAGGCCUGUCCACACAUCUGGUUUGAGCGUUCUGAAAUCAAAGACCGACACCUGGUGGCGAAAAGGCUAAGUGACCAUGCGGAGGACAAAACCAAACUGCCCAUCCUCAUUUUCCCUGAAGGAACCUGCAUCAACAACACAUCUGUCAUGAUGUUCAAGAAGGGCAGCUUCGAGAUCGACGCGACGGUGUAUCCCGUGGCCAUCAAGUACGACCCAAGAUUUGCCGAAGCCUUCUGGAACAGCAGCAAGUUUGGGAUGGUCAACUACCUGCUAAGGAUGAUGAGCAGCUGGGCUGUGGUGUGCAGUGUUUGGUACCUGCCUCCAAUGCACAAAGAGGAAGGAGAGGAUGCAGUGCAGUUUGCUAACAGGGUCAAGGCGGCCAUCGCCAGGCAGGGGGGCCUUGUGGAUCUGCUCUGGGAUGGCGGGCUGAAGCGUGACAAGGUGAAGGACACGUUCAAGGAGGAGCAGCAGAAGCUGUACAGCAAGAUGCUGGUGGGCACCCAGGAGGACCGCAGCCGGUCCUGAAGAGGGACAGAGAGCAGAAGAAGCGACGGAGCAGACCCGACAGAGACGGGAAGGGGCUGAGCACCCUGAGGGGCCUGCAGCUCUGCAGUCUACACCGGGGGGGGGGGGGGGGUUCUGGUGCUGCCCAGGACCACAGCAGUACUUACUGUCCAGACUGUUACUCAAAUAACGACGAGGAGCCACUAUUUUCUUUCAGUUGUGGAUUUUUUUUUUUUUUUUUAAAUUGCUAUUGCAAACAGCUUUUGGCAAGAGGACCAGCCUUCUCCAUUUUUUAUUUUUAGAUUUCCUCCGCUUUUCUUCCAUGAUAAGAGAAGAUAAUGUGCCAGGGACUUGUGUAACUGCAUACCAGGGAGGCAGGCAGAGUCGUAGCCGUCUCGUUUGUGGUGGUUUUACAGUAUUUUUAUAAGGAGUGACUGUUAAGUUUCACCAUUUUGUUUUGCUUUGUUAUUUAAUAUUUUUAUUGUGACAUUUAAGACAAAAGUGAAAUUACAAGCCAUGAGGGACACUCUUAUGGGACUCAUUGUUUUAAGGACAGUUUAAAGCUUUUUGUUCUCAUUCUGUGUGGGAGAAAUAGUUUUGAGCUUUUCAUGCGAAUGUGUAAAACACAGCAGUCUGAAAUUAACCAGUCUUUGUUCCUGCCCACCCAUUAAUUUUGUUUCCAGAAGCAUAAAAAAAUGCAAGGAAUCUCUUUACCAACUUUCGGUUGCAGGAACCGGGGAUGGGAUGUUAUAGUACUUGGUCUCAAACUCAAAGCUCAGUCUAUCUGUGGUUUAUGUCAGGUGAUUGUCGCUGACCGCAAUGUGGAAAUUAUGGAAAAUAUACGUUGGGGGAGACAUGAAAAAAAAUUUACAUGUUUCUAUGCUAUAUGGAAUAUUUAUUGCUUUAGCCUCUGACGAAGACCCCAAUAGGUAAGGGACGACGACUAAAAACUGGUUCCACUUCCGAAUUAAGGUAAAUUAUUUUAUUGACUGAAGCUACCUCAUAACUGAUGUAAAGAUUUCAUCUGAUAUUCCCCACUUCUCCUGUGUAUGUUGAAGCGGUCAUGCUUCCAGGAUGUGACUUAACCAUACGUAAUUUUUUUAAGGGGGUGGGGGGAUUAGGGAGCUGUAUUACAACAGCUGAUGGUCUGUCUUGCAGUCAACCUGUAAUUGAGGAAAAAGCAGUCUGCUUCCUAUCUGUUCAGUGGUUCACCCUCAACAUGAAAAGAGAUGCAUCUCAAAGUGCCCUUGUUUGCUGCAGAUUUUAUGUUUUAAGGACAAAAGAAUUCUCAGUCGUGUUAAUAAAAUGACACUGAUAUGACUCAUAAA